Neofelis nebulosa (Clouded leopard) is the source of this 1610-nucleotide messenger RNA. RefSeq names its product solute carrier family 38 member 6 (gene SLC38A6). Gene Ontology annotation, biological process: L-glutamine transport; amino acid transmembrane transport. The coding region runs from base 29 to 1399 and encodes 456 amino acids. The record is from RefSeq and is a predicted model, not a curated record. The transcript is spliced from 16 exons. Gene Ontology annotation, molecular function: L-glutamine transmembrane transporter activity. NCBI's taxonomy places the organism in Eukaryota, Metazoa, Chordata, Mammalia, Carnivora, Felidae.
UGGACCUGGUUGUCGGCCAGCGAGCAGCAUGGAGGCGCCCUGGGGGCUCAGCAACGCCGAGCGGAGCUGGUACGUCUCGGCCCAGCAGUCCGAAGCGGCGGAGGCGGAAGAGUUGAGCCCGUUGCUAAGCAACGAACUUUACAGACAGGGAUCCCCAGGUGUUUCAUUUGGUUUUUCUGUGUUUAAUUUGACAAAUGCCAUCAUGGGAAGUGGCAUCCUUGGUUUAGCUUAUGUUAUGGCUCAUACUGGCAUCCUUGGAUUUAGUUUCUUGCUGCUGAUAGUUGCUCUCCUGGCUUCUUACUCAGUUCACCUCCUGCUAAGUAUGUGUAUUCAGACAGCUGUGACAUCUUAUGAAGAUCUUGGACUCUUUGCAUUUGGAUUACCUGGAAAGAUGGUGGUAGCGGGCACCAUCAUAAUUCAGAAUAUUGGAGCUAUGUCAUCAUAUCUUGUAAUUAUUAAAACAGAGCUUCCUGCUGCUAUUUCAGAAUUUUUGUCAGGAGGCCAUACUGGGUCUUGGUAUCUUGAUGGACAAAUACUACUAAUAAUCAUUUGUGUUGGCAUUGUGUUCCCUCUUGCACUUCUUCCUAAAAUAGGCUUUCUUGGCUACACAAGUAGUUUAUCAUUUUUCUUUAUGGUGUUCUUUGCUGUUGUGGUAAUAAUUAAAAAAUGGUCCAUCCCUUGUCCUCUGCCAUUAAAUUAUAUAGAACAAUCUUUCCAGAUUUCAAAUGCUACAGAUGAUUGUAAACCAAAGCUCUUUCAUUUCUCUAAAGAGAGUGCUUAUGCCAUACCUACCAUGGCUUUUUCAUUUCUCUGCCAUACCUCAGUAUUGCCCAUAUACUGUGAACUUCAAAGCCCUUCAAAGAAAAGAAUGCAAAAUGCAACCAAUACAGCAAUUGCUUUAAGUUUUCUCAUUUAUUUUAUAUCUGCACUCUUUGGGUACCUCACGUUUUAUGACAAAGUGGCAUCAGAAUUACUGCAAGGUUAUAGCAAGUACUUGCCACAUGAUGUUGUUGUCAUGGCUGUGAAGCUAUGCAUACUAUUUGCUGUGCUUUUGACAGUCCCUCUAAUCCACUUCCCUGCAAGAAGAGCUUUAAUGAUGAUGUUUUUCUCCAAUUUUCCAUUCUCAUGGACUCGCCAUUCUUUGAUCACUCUAGCACUCAAUGUUACCAUUGUUUUACUUGCAAUAUAUGUUCCUGACAUUAGGAAUAUAUUUGGUGUGGUUGGUUCCAGUACAUCAACGUGUUUGAUUUUUAUAUUCCCAGGACUAUUUUAUCUUAAACUUAGCAGAGAGGAUUUUCUCUCGUGGAAAAAACUUGGGGCUUUUGUUUUGCUCAUCUUUGGAAUUUUGGUUGGGAAUUUUAGUUUAGCACUAAUCAUUUUUAAUUGGAUUAGUAAAUGAAACAAAUAUUUUCCCACUUCUUACAAAGAAUAAUUUACCUCUAUAUGCAAAAAGGAAUAAUUCUGUAAAGCACCUUUGAUGAAUCCUUUUUAUAUGGGUAAACAUUUUUAUAAACAUUAUUAACAGAAAAGCAGAACAAAAUGGGAAUAGGUAGCGGAAAGUGGGUUUAUAGCAGUUUUAAUUAAAAUAAAAUUCAAAAUGUUCUUUGAUA